AUGGAGGAUGAAAAAAAAGUUAAAUUCACUGCUCAAGAUUUAUAUGAUAAGAAAGCUGACAAAACAGAGCUUCAAACGUUAAAGACAGAAAUACUUCAAACACUAUAUCCUAUAGGUUCUAUUUACACGUCAAUGAACUCUACCAAACCAGAAGUAGUACUUGGUUUUGGAACUUGGACUCAAAUAGUCGACAGGUUUUUGUAUUGUGCAAACUCUUCAAAGGAAACAGGCGGAAGUAAAACGAUUUCAGGUGCAAAUUUACCUGCGCACAGUCACUACAUAAAUUUAAGUACAUCU
This is a messenger RNA of Trichomonas vaginalis G3, 297 nucleotides long. RefSeq names its product phage tail repeat-like family. The record is from RefSeq and is a predicted model, not a curated record. NCBI's taxonomy places the organism in Eukaryota, Parabasalia, Trichomonadida, Trichomonadidae. The transcript has a single exon. The annotation marks the transcript as partial.